UGAUUAUCGCAAACCGAUUGAAAUAUAUCUCGCUUUGGCAAAGUGUUUCGGGAAGGUCGCUUGACUAUAUUUUUCAGAAUGAAGAAAAUUUUAAGCAUCACCUUGCUGUUAUUCACCAUCAAGGCAUCGUGCAAACCCGAAGGACAGGGAGUUACGAAAGUACCAAAUUAUACAAAAUUAGCUGACAAUGAAAUUAAAUAUCUCCAAAAUAAAGGUUUCGGACCUGAGCAACGUUCUGGCGUAGAUGCGUAUGAAUAUGAGGAAGAACAUUAUGAAGUUGACAAUGAACCGGAACAAAGCCAAUAUCGUGAACCAACUUAUGCAAAUUAUCCGGCUCAAACUAGAACCACGCCUAUUAAGAACUAUCCAGCGGCAACUCCAAAGACCUCAUAUUACGCUAGUGUCACACCUAAAGCCUACAAAGCUGGUGCGGAAGAAGAAACAUAUCAUAGGAAUGGACAGCUCGGUCCGGAAGAGGAAGAACUAGAAAAAGAAGAGGAACCCGAUAGGCUUACUCUUUUACUGCCUCAGUCGAAAUUUCAAUGCACAGGAAGAAAAACCGGCUAUUAUGCCGACCAAAAUCUGGGCUGUGAGGUAUUCCAUUAUUGUCAUGAAAAUGCUAGACACUCGUGGAUUUGUCCCGAGGGAUUUACUUUCCAUCAGGUACAUCUGAUUUGUAUGCCACCAGGAGGAGAUAAUAUCUGCGAUAAAUCGGCUGACUAUCACUUUGUGAAUGAUUUUCUCUACAAGCCAGUCAACUUGGAAGAAUACCAACAAAAACCAAACGUGACUUUAAGAUAUUCCGACAGAUACUUUCCUGACGCAUAUAGACCCAGAUACGAUGAUGACGAUGGUGAUGCCAGACCCACACACCAUCAACAUUCGAUUCGUGUAACCAAUCAACCGCGUUAUCAAUCAAUUCCGUCAACGACAUUUCGUCCCCAAACACCGUUAGGUCAAGUGUUCAGAUCUCCUGAAGAAAUUAAUAUUUCGUUGCAACAAAGGAGACCCCAGUUCUCGACAUCUAAACUCAUAGACGCUUUCUAAUGGCAUCACCCCCUAUCAAUAAGUUUUGAGAAAGUGGUUUCACCCAUUAGUAAAUUAAACGGCAGUAUUUGUUAAAUCUGUCGUUCGACAGGUGUUCGUAAUUGAAUUUACGCAACGGCCAUCUCAUUUCAUGAAAUUGUAAAUUUUAUUUAAUAAACAAAUUUUUGCAAUCUAGAUUGUAUUUAUCGUUAAUAUAAUUUCAAAACAAAUAAAUUGUGUGAUUUUUAAAAUAUGUAUGAACAUGUAAUAAUAAAUUA
Cylas formicarius (sweet potato weevil) is the source of this 1304-nucleotide messenger RNA. RefSeq lists its product as uncharacterized. The transcript is spliced from 6 exons. The record is from RefSeq and is a predicted model, not a curated record. Gene Ontology annotation, cellular component: extracellular region. Lineage: Eukaryota; Metazoa; Arthropoda; Insecta; Coleoptera; Brentidae. Bases 79 to 1047 code for a protein of 322 amino acids. Gene Ontology annotation, molecular function: chitin binding.